AUGGUAUCAGCAAAGAAGCUUCAUACAGAAUUCCCGGUUAUUGAUACAGAUCCUCAUUUUUUCCGUGUUAUUCGCUAUGCAAGACCAUCAGAUUACAUAGUUUUCAUAAUGGGAGUAGCAGGAUUUCCAAUUAGCAUGUUGGUUCUAGAGAAAUUAUCUCCGUCAUUGAACAAGGCGGGUUUAGCACCAGCGCUUCGAUUGGGAGGGUUAUUAGGUAUAUGCGGAGGAUUUUUGUUAGCAUAUCAAAGAUCAAGCUUAAGACUUUGGGGUUGGACAGAAAAUGCACGGGAAGUGAAAAUGGAUAAAGAAGAAAUGGAGCAAAAACGAGCAGAAAACAAACCGUUAUACGGUAAAUCUGAAAUGCCAGAAGAUAUACAAAGGAUCGCAGCACAAAACUCAAGAUACUCAGCACUUAAGUUUUCGGCAUUCCCAUGGUUUAAUUUUGUCAAUCACAAUGAACAUAACACAGAUUCUUCAAAAUAUCAAGACUAA
Molecule: messenger RNA, 492 nt
Organism: Pneumocystis murina B123
Lineage: Eukaryota; Fungi; Ascomycota; Pneumocystomycetes; Pneumocystales; Pneumocystaceae
Exons: 5
Coding region: 1-492 (163 amino acids)
Source: RefSeq, a predicted model, not a curated record